This is a messenger RNA of Anopheles stephensi (Asian malaria mosquito), 1923 nucleotides long. RefSeq names its product UDP-glycosyltransferase UGT5-like. The transcript is spliced from 5 exons. The coding region runs from base 150 to 1808 and encodes 552 amino acids. The record is from RefSeq and is a predicted model, not a curated record. NCBI's taxonomy places the organism in Eukaryota, Metazoa, Arthropoda, Insecta, Diptera, Culicidae. Gene Ontology annotation, molecular function: UDP-glycosyltransferase activity.
ACAUUAUCGGUAAAGUGUGGAAGUCCACUACGUCAGUAUGGUUACACGCUUCACCAGUUCAGUUGUUUGGCUGACAGACAUUCGAAACCGCGCCUCGUGCUGGUGAGUAAUAGUCGUGCGAUUUCACGGAACUCUUGUGCAGGGGUAGGAUGGUGAUCGGAAGUAGAUCGCUGGUGAGUGGCAUCGCACUGACGGCUAUCGUACUAGUCGGCACGCUUGACACAUCGGUCAGUGGUGCCAAAAUUCUGGCCGUGUUUCCAAGCAUCAGCAAAACAAACUACAUCUUCGGUCAGGUGCUGUUUGAGGCACUUGCCGCCAAAGGUCACAAUGUAACGAUCGUCAGCCCGUUUGAGGUGCAGUAUGCGCACGAGAACAUUCGACAGGUGAGGAUUACGGGGCUGUUUAGUCAUAUAGAGGAUUAUGGACUGCACGCAAACGUGUUUACCAAGCGCGACAAAUCGAGCUUCUAUGGCAACACCAACCUGAUUUACGGCACCGCAGCAAUGGCCGACUACACGCUAGGCCAUCCGAAGCUCCAGGAGUUGCUGAAGAACCCGGCCGAAACCUUCGACCUGCUAAUCCUGGAUCAGGUGCUGUGUGAAAGUUUACUCGGGUUGGCUUAUCAUUACGGUGUGCCGGCGAUUGUAUAUAGCGCGGCUGCCCCCAACAAGUACACGAACGAGAUGGUGGGCAACCCGCACAACCCGGCCUACAAUCCGAUCCCUUCACUCGGGUACUCGGACCGAAUGCAUCUGGUGCAGCGGGUUUGGAACACGUUCGUGUCCAUCUGUGAGCAGUUCAACUAUCGCUACCUCUAUCUACCCUCGCAAGAAGCCGUCUACCAGAGGUACUUUGGCCGGCGGCCGAACCUACCGCCACUGCUCGAUCUCAUCCACAACGUAAGCCUGGUGAUGGUCAACAGCAAUCCGGUGAUUAACUUUGCCCGCCCGAUCGUGCCGAACAUGAUCGAGAUCGGGGGAGCACACAUCCGCCAGCUGGAGGAUACGGGCUUCUCGCAGGAUGUGAUCAAUUGGGUCGAGAAGGCGAAGAAUGGUGUGAUCUACUUUAGCAUGGGGACGAACAUUCGGUCGGCCGACUUUCCGGACAGCUUGCGCGAUGCGUUCGUCGGUGCGUUCGGUAAGCUCGGCCAGGUGUUGGUCCUGUGGAAGUGGGAGAACGCAACGCUGCCGGAUCAGUCGGCGAAUGUGAUUAUCGGGCCGUGGAUGCCACAGCAACAGCUGCUCGCCCAUCCGAACGUACGGCUACACGUUACGCACGGUGGAUUGCUAAGCAUGAUGGAGACGGUGCAUUACGGUAAGCCGAUCCUGGGUCUGCCGCUUGCUGGGGAUCAAGAGAUCCUUGUGAACCGGGCGGUUGAGGCUGGCUAUGGGCUAAAGCUUGACUAUCAGAAUGUGACUGAGGAAGGCAUAUUGGAGGCGAUCAAUCAAAUUCUUAAUGAACCGGAAUACCGACAGGCAGCCAUGAAAGCAUCCCGACAGUUCCGCGAGCAACCGUUGCAGCCGAUGGACAAAGUCCUGUACUACGUUGAUUAUGUGCUAAAGCAGGACAGUGGCAUUGGUUACCUGCGCAGUGGAGCACUGUAUCUAUCGUUCUGGCCUCGACAUGUUGUGGACGUUGCCUCCAUACUGGUGCUAAUCACCAUGAUUCCGGUCGGAUUGUUUGCCACGCUGAUUCAGAUCAUUCUACGCAAAACUCACCAACGAAAAUUGAAGAGCGUAGCCGGCGUGGGCAAACCGGCAGCGAAUGGGAAAGCGUUGGAAAAAGAUGCUAAAAAGAAGCGGAAUUGAAGUUUCAGGUAUUAGGAUAUUGCGAGGGACGCCGGGAACAUUGUUUGAUACGUUGUAUCAUGGACUGAAGUAACAACUUUAUUAUUAUUGUUAUUAAAGAAACAUUUUCAAUUUA